AUGACAGAGACAGACGAUUAUGAUGAUAUCAGUUUGAAGAUAUUGGUGGUUGGUAAGCUUGCUUGUGGCAAGACAUCAAUCAUUCAAAGAUUCUGUCAUGAUGAGUUCCAACAUAAGUAUAAGCCAACUAUUGGAGUAGACUUCAAUACCAAGGAGAUGGAAGUAAUGAAUACAAAGGUUAUACUACAACUGUGGGAUAUCGCAGGACAAGAGAGGUUUGGCCAUAUGACAAGAGUAUACUUCCAGAAUGCAGAUGGAGCAUUGGUUGUGUUUGACUCGACGAGGAGUGCGACCUUCUACGGUGCCAAAGAAUGGAAGGAUGAUAUAGACGAUUGCUUCACAAAGGCAGCAUUGCCAACUGUACUAUUAGCAAACAAAAGCGAUUUAUUGUCAACACCAAGUUUCCCUGAAGAUAUCGACAAGUUCUGCGAUGAGAACGGCUUCUUGGCUUGGUUCAAGACGUCGGCAAAGGAGGGCACAGGUAUCACUGAGGCUCUGACAGAGCUGGUCACAAUCAUUCUAAAGAAUCAUUUGGAGUCGGUCAAGAAGUCACCGCAGGAGGGUGGCUUUAAGCUUACACCCGAUGAGACACAGGCCACUGAGACAAAGAAGUGUCAGUGUUAG
Messenger RNA from Acytostelium subglobosum LB1, 624 nucleotides. RefSeq lists its product as hypothetical. The record is from RefSeq and is a predicted model, not a curated record. The coding region runs from base 1 to 624 and encodes 207 amino acids. Gene Ontology annotation, molecular function: GTP binding; GTPase activity. Lineage: Eukaryota; Evosea; Eumycetozoa; Acytosteliales; Acytosteliaceae. The transcript is spliced from 4 exons.